GUAUAUAUGUCUUUAUAAUUACCAAGUUAAAAUAGGUGUAAAGUACUAUUCCAUGAACCUUGAACAUGCUUUUUUGUCGGCCAAGAGACGUUACAAGGUUCUUCUUCGUGAAAAAAAUUCCAAACCUUCGGGAAGUGUGGAUCCCUUGCUGGCAACAGAGCUGAAAGCUCUUGAGGAAAAAUUCCCUGAUCUUAUACAAUUAAGUGGCAUAACCACUGAACGUGAUGUGUUGCCAUCAUUGCUAACCGCAAAUGAUAAAGCAUCUAAUCACCGAGACGGUGUGACAUCCUUAGAUUCAUAUGAAGAAGGUGAUAGUACAGUGCUUCAAAAUUCUCCACCUCAGAUUAGCAACAGCACGGAUUCCCCUGCGCCAGCUAGGAACGAUGAGGAACAUAGCCCAAGAUUGAAGGAGAAAAAUGAACUGAAACGAUUAUUUUUAUUAGCUACCUUUGUCCUGGAUUUGUAUAACAAAUUUCAUGAAAGAUCUGCGUUUGAUCCAUUGAGUUACAUGAAAGUACUAUUCUUUUCUAUCGCUAACGCUUUAUUCCAUGUGUUCGUUUGUGAUCCUUGCUCAAUCCUAGGUGUAAAUGUUAUGCCUUCUUUGUUCUGCUGUAUGAUCCAUUUAACGAACCUCUACUCACUUUGCAUUAGACAAAAGGAUCGGAUGUUGUUUACAAUGCUAUUAGCCUACAUAUGCCUUGAUUUCGUCCCGUCUUUGGUAACCAGCUCUGUUUUCUAUUUGUUGACAAUCUCUUUUUUGAAUAAACUAAUUGCUAUGAAUCUUCACUUCCAAUGUGAUGCCUUCUCAGAAGAAUUAUGAAUAGGGUCUUAAGUCUUUAGAACGGGAAUAUUGGGAAUAAUCA
Molecule: messenger RNA, 863 nt
Organism: Phytomonas sp. EM1
Lineage: Eukaryota; Euglenozoa; Kinetoplastea; Trypanosomatida; Trypanosomatidae
Source: the annotation of a GenBank genome assembly